Messenger RNA from Trichomycterus rosablanca, 1537 nucleotides. RefSeq names its product VRK serine/threonine kinase 1 (gene vrk1). Lineage: Eukaryota; Metazoa; Chordata; Actinopteri; Siluriformes; Trichomycteridae. Gene Ontology annotation, biological process: peptidyl-serine phosphorylation; signal transduction. The record is from RefSeq and is a predicted model, not a curated record. The coding region runs from base 95 to 1384 and encodes 429 amino acids. Gene Ontology annotation, cellular component: nucleus; cytoplasm. The transcript is spliced from 13 exons. Gene Ontology annotation, molecular function: protein serine/threonine kinase activity; ATP binding.
AAUCAGAUUCAUCGGCUUCAAAACAGUUCGAGAGUUGUGCGGGAACUUUGGAGGUGCUGCUUUCAUAUCAUAACUUCAGCUGUAUAAAGGUCAGAUGCCACCCAAGGGCAAAUCAGCUGGCAAAGGGAGAGCGCCGGCAAAGAGAAAGCUGGCCGAGGAGUUCCCACCAGGAGAAGUGCUAACGGAUACAACAAAGAAAAGCUGGAAACUCGGCCGUCCGAUCGGCCAGGGAGGCUUCGGCCUGUUGUAUCUCGCAAGUGAAGCAUCAGGUACUGCUGGAGCCGACGCACCUUAUGUCAUCAAAGUGGAACCGAGUGAUAACGGGCCUUUGUUCUCCGAGCUGAAGUUUUACAUGAGAGCUGCAAAACCUGAUCUAAUUAGUACUUGGAUAAAGUCCCGGAAGAUGAAGUACUUAGGAGUUCCAAAAUACUGGGGCUCCGGACUCCAUGAGAAAGGGGGCAACAGGUACAGAUUCAUGGUGAUGGACAGAUUCGGAACAGAUCUACAGAAGAAGUUUGAGGAGGGAGGCAAACGAUUCUCACGAAAGCUGGUUCUUCAGCUGGGUCUUAGACUUCUUGACAUUCUGGAAUACGUUCACGACCAUGAAUAUGUACAUGCUGAUAUUAAAGCCUCCAACCUGCUGCUUUCACACACCAAUCCCAAUCAGGUUUACUUGGUGGAUUAUGGGCUGACCUACAGAUUCUCACCAGACGGCGUUCCAAAGGAAUACAAAGAGGAUCCAAAGAGGUGCCAUGAUGGGACCAUCGAGUUCACCAGCAUUGAUGCACAUAAAGGAGUUUCUCCCUCCAGAAGAGCAGAUCUGGAAAUCCUGGGUUACUGCAUGGUUCAGUGGCUGUGCAGCCGGCUGCCCUGGGAGGACAAACUCCAAGAUCCCGUUUACGUCCGAGACUCAAAAAUAAGGUGUCGUAACAACAUCAGGGAGUUCAUGAAGAGCUGCUUUGGCCCUGGAAGUGAACCAGAGGAAAUGGUGAAGUACAUGGAGGAAGUGAAGUCACUGGACUACACAGAUAAGCCGGACUAUCAGAAGUUACGGGGGAUUUUGCAGCAGGGCCUGAAGAGCAUCGGCGCCACCGAUGACGACAAGCUGGACUUCUCAUUGACUGGUUCUGGUGCGGGUACGUCAGCGACCAAGGCCAAGACUUCUAAGCGAAAGAAAGCAGCAGAAAAAGAGGCAUCUGAUGAUGAAAUCGACGCUUCCCCUGCCAAGAAGAGACGACCCGCCAAGAAAAAGGAAGUGAACGGCGUCAGGAAGGCGGCAGUAAAGAAGGCCAGUCCGAAGAAGCGCCUGGUAGAGUCGAGCACUCAGACGUCUCCCGCGAUCGAGGUGAAGAAAAGCCGCGGCAGAACCAAGAAAACCACAUAACUCUUCUCUUUUAUUCAGCUCCCUUCUCUUUUUAACCCUUUCCUACUGUCGGUAUCUGUUCCUCUCUGUGUAUUUUUUUUCUUAAACUUGUUUUUGCAGUGUGUUGGGCACAUUCUGAGUAAAAUAAUAAAUAACAGAGACAAAAAAAACGUC